CACGGGGCCCCCAGGCGGGCGCAGCGGCAGGCACCGGGCCCCCGAGCGGAGACGGCGACAGGCAUCAAUCGGUGCCCCCCAGGCGGGGGCGGACAGGCAUCGUUGCCCCCAGGCGGGGCGAACAGGCGAUCGUGGAGGCGGUUUGGCGACCGACAGGCAUCGGGCCCAGCAGGAAGCGGCAGCGCAGCGCCGGCCCCCAGGCGGGGCGACAGGCAAUCGGGGCCCUCAGGCGGGGGCGGCGAGGGGCGGGGCACGGACCCCCAGGCGAGCGACAGGUCUCGUGCCCCUCAGGCGGUAGGCGGCGGGCGCCGGGACCCCCAGGCGGAGCGACAGGUCUCGGGCCCAUUCCAGGCGGCGGAGCGGCGGGCGAUCGGACCCCCAGGUCGAGCGAGUCAGGUCUCGGGCCCUCAGGCGGAGCGGCGGGCGCCGGACCCCCCCAGUCGAGGAGCGACAGGUCUCGGGCCCUCAGGCCACGGUGAGCGGAGGCGCCGGACCCCCAGGGAGAUGGGAGCGACAGGUCUCGGGCCCUCAGGCGGAGCGGGGCGGUGGCGCCGGACC
Molecule: messenger RNA, 558 nt
Organism: Staurois parvus
Lineage: Eukaryota; Metazoa; Chordata; Amphibia; Anura; Ranidae
Source: the annotation of a GenBank genome assembly